This is a messenger RNA of Melopsittacus undulatus (budgerigar), 6507 nucleotides long. It is a transcript of the gene SPPL3, whose product is annotated as signal peptide peptidase like 3. The transcript has 11 exons. Gene Ontology annotation, biological process: membrane protein proteolysis. Gene Ontology annotation, cellular component: cytoplasmic side of endoplasmic reticulum membrane; Golgi-associated vesicle membrane; lumenal side of endoplasmic reticulum membrane. The record is from RefSeq and is a predicted model, not a curated record. Lineage: Eukaryota; Metazoa; Chordata; Aves; Psittaciformes; Psittaculidae. Gene Ontology annotation, molecular function: aspartic endopeptidase activity, intramembrane cleaving. Bases 304 to 1464 code for a protein of 386 amino acids.
CUCGCCGGCCAUGAGGCCCCGCCGGCGCCCCAGCGCGGCCCUGCGUCCCGGCUGCUGAGCCCCCGCUCUGCCCUGCCACCACCAUCGCCCUCUUCGCCAUCCCCUCCCCGCCCGGGCGGGGACCCCCCCUUCGCUCCCCUCCUUCCUCACAGCCGCCGCCAUGUUGGGCCGGGAGCCGCAGCGGGGCCGCCACUGAGCCCCGGAGCCUGCGAGGCGGAGGAGGAGGCGGAGGAGGAGGCGGAGGAGGAGCCCGGGGCCCGGCCGCCCCGCACAGCCCAGCCGGCCGGCCGCCCAGCCGCAGCCAUGGCGGAGCAGACCUACUCCUGGGCAUAUUCCCUUGUGGAUUCCAGUCAAGUGUCUACCUUCCUCAUUUCCAUUCUCCUCAUAGUCUACGGCAGUUUCAGGUCUCUUAACAUGGACUUUGAGAAUCAAGACAAAGAGAAAGACAAUAGCAGCACAGCUGGGUCUUUUAAUGGCAACAGCACCAAUAACAGUAAGGGUAUUCAAACCAUUGAUUCCACCCAGGCAUUGUUCCUGCCGAUCGGAGCGUCUGUGUCUCUCCUAGUUAUGUUCUUCUUCUUUGAUUCAGUUCAAGUUGUCUUUACAAUAUGCACAGCAGUCCUUGCAACAAUAGCUUUUGCUUUCCUUCUGCUCCCGAUGUGCCAGUACUUAACACGGCCUUGUUCACCUCAAAACAAGAUUUCCUUUGGCUGCUGUGGGCGUUUCACUGCUGCUGAGCUGCUCUCAUUUUCUCUGUCUGUGAUGCUUGUCCUUAUCUGGGUCCUGACUGGCCACUGGCUCCUUAUGGAUGCUCUGGCUAUGGGCCUGUGUGUUGCAAUGAUAGCCUUUGUUCGGCUGCCCAGCCUGAAGGUUUCCUGCUUGCUACUCUCUGGGUUACUAAUUUAUGAUGUCUUUUGGGUCUUUUUUUCUGCCUACAUCUUUAACAGCAAUGUGAUGGUGAAAGUGGCCACACAACCAGCUGAUAAUCCCCUGGAUGUUUUAUCCCGGAAGCUUCACCUGGGACCAAAUGUGGGUAGAGAUGUUCCCCGUCUGUCCCUGCCUGGUAAACUUGUAUUUCCAAGUUCCACAGGCAGCCACUUCUCCAUGCUGGGGAUCGGAGAUAUUGUGAUGCCAGGUCUUCUGCUCUGCUUUGUCCUGCGUUACGAUAACUACAAGAAGCAAGCCAACGGCGAUUCCUGUGGUGCCCCAGGACCAGGGAACAUCUCUGGCCGUAUGCAGAAGGUCUCUUACUUCCACUGCACACUUAUUGGCUAUUUUGUAGGUCUAUUAACGGCAACAGUAGCUUCUCGUAUUCACCGGGCAGCCCAGCCUGCCCUCCUCUAUUUGGUACCUUUCACUUUAUUGCCGCUCCUCACCAUGGCCUAUUUAAAGGGUGAUCUACGUCGCAUGUGGUCUGAGCCUUUCCACUCCAAGUCCAGCAGCUCCCGUUUCCUGGAAGUAUGAUGGAACGGAUAGGAAGUGACCUGAACUUCUGCCUUGGUCCUUUUCACUUUAACUCGUGGCUUUGUAGUCUCCUAAAGCUGGACUGGCUGGUGCUUGGGAUGGUACCACUUACGGGACUUGUAUGAAAGGACUUUGUAUUAAAAGGAGGAAAAGAAAAAAGCAAAGAUCCUGGAGCUCCGUGUGGCUCCGUGUCUGCCUGCAGCUGUGGACCUGGGGACCCUUUGUGCAACUGCAGCCACUUUCCUCUUUUCCUCACUCGGAUGGAUUAGUACCAGACUAUUACCUUUGUGAGAGAGGAAGAGACAGACUUGAAACUGAAAACGGCUUGGAGUCGUUCAAAAACUUGUGAACACUAAACGAAACCACAGUGAAGCAACUGAAGCUUCUUCAGAGACCCCCCCCGUGGACACUGGGACCAGUUUCCUGCUGGACUUUGGGUUUGAAAAGAACUGAGACAGAAACUCUUCUGUCACCAUACUGGGUUUUUUUGAUCUAUUAAAUAUUUCCUGUGGUGUGAGGUUACUUAUUAAAUCCACAGACAUUGAGUGACUUCUUGCAGUAUACAUAUACAAAUUUGUUGUAACAAGUUACAUUUCCACCCAGAUGUCAUGUUUGCAGUGAAAAAGGGCACGAUUUUUAUACAUAUAUAUAUACACACAUAUAGAUAUAUAUAUGAAUAAAUAAAAAGGAAAACCUGCUAAGAUCAUGCUAUGUAGCAGACAGGGGCUUGCUGUAAUUUUUAGCAUGUAGAGCAGUUUACUCUGGCUUUCUUGUCUAUGGAUCUCCAAUGAGCUGCUGUUCCCCCCUCCCUACAACUGAACCUGCAGUUCCAAACCGAGUGUAGUAUUUGUACCGGUUGUACUCAUGGACUUCAGGGGAUAUUUGAUUUUGAUCAAUGUAGCAAACCAGGGAAGUGAAACUUUCGAACCCAGCCCUGUUGGGGGGGGAGGGGGGUUGUUUUUUCCUUUUGUUUUUCCAUUUUUCUGUUUCUGCCACCAACCCCGUGCAGGUUUUUAGUAGCUCCCUCCUGCCCAGUGCAUGUAUUAUAGCAGCAGUCGUCUUUGUGCUUUCUCAUCCUAGUAAUGUAUCACUUGUAAAUACAUCUUUUCUAUUUUCUAUUUCUUUGUAUUUGCAUUUUGUUUCAGUCGUGCUGUACCCGCCCUGCCCUGAAACACCAAAAAAAAGGAAAAAAAAAAAGAAAAAGCAAACUGUCCUUUACUGGUGUGCCUGGUGGAGUUUGUGUGCUGGCUGCUUUGUCCCUGUAGCCUGCUCAAAUGUGGAGGUUUUCAUUGUGUUUUUUAACCCAGCCGCUCCAGCGCUGCUGUGUCAGACCGAAGGCCUUCCCUCAGGUAACUACAACCUUCUUCCUUUACAAUACUCUGGCAGCUGAGGUUUGGGGAGCUCUCCUGAAAGCUCAGAGCUGGUCUUAGUUUGAUAGAUGCUGGUAACCAUGAGGUGACUGGAAGGAAACCAGGAGUGUUUUAAGUGUGAAUGUGACCCAACAGUGAGCUGGGGUCUGGUUUUGUUACCUCGGGUAAGGCAGCUUCAGUGGGAUGUGUGCUUCUUUCUGCUCUGUCAGCAGCUCUGGGAAGAGCCCAUUGAGCACAGUAGGAAUCCGGGUCCAGCCACGUGUGUGAACUGCUGUCUGUGGACACAUUCCUCUGUUCUCAGGCACGGGCAGAUGGGCUCAGAGCUGUGGAGGGGACCUCUGAGACACCUGCAACAUCUAAAGGAACAGAAAAUAGGAGCACAGCCCUUUGGGGAGGCUCUGAAGUGUAGCAGGGGUGGGGGCACAGGGUGGCAGGGAGGAUGGGGUCACUUCAUUUAUAACAAUGGCUUUUCCCUGAUUCACACCUUUCCCUGAACUGGAAGCAUUUCCUGUAGCACAGCAGUGCUCAUCUUCAGGUAACUGACCCUUCUUUAGGAAACAAAUAGCUUUUCAUUAAAAAUCUGCUUUUUCUGCUCAUAGCAAGCAUUAGGACCAUGGCUGCAGCCAGCCUGGGACAAAGGCAAGGCAUCAGUUCUCAGACUUAAGGGGAAUAAAACAUUGGGAAGGGCAGUCAGAGAAAGAAAUAAAACACUUCCCUGGAUUUCAUCCUCUUCCCCCUCCCUUAAGGUUCUGGAAUAACACCUUUAGAUCCACUUUGCUACUGCUCUAUCUUCCCAGCCUUUCCCCCUGUCCCAUAGUACUGCACACCUCAGGUACUUCCAGCUUCAAGGCAGUUCAUUCCUGCCUUUUGAAUGAACAUAAAGGGGCCUGCUCCAUUUUGAGGGGCAAUUUCAGUCCCUGCCACAAAAAUGCCUAUGAAUGAUUUUCUGUACUUAAAAACCAUUCUGGAAAAUGUUCUAGAAUUGCUGAUAGACAAGUAUUUAAUAAAAAUUAAUUACUGAGAAUUAACCAGAAAAAUCUUGGCCUUUCUUUUAGGCUGUAUUGCCCUCCUGCAGUGACCUUCUGACACACACAAGGUAAGAAACGGAGGUGCUCUGCAGAGGUUAACCACAGCGUAACUGUUCUAAAUACAAACGCAUCUGCACAGGGAGAAGCAUUUUCCCAUGGUUCCUGAGCCAGAGCUUUGUCCUGCAGCUCUCCUGUCUAGAACCACCCCAGCAUCACACAGGGGGGUUACAGAGAUUCCUGCCUCAGCUGCUGGGCCCUCUCUGCGCAGGUGCACCUUUGUCCUUGUUUCUCCAGUCUGGCCAAAGCUGCAUCUUCCCAGCUUGAGGAUGAAACUGCAGAGGCUGCUUUGGGUCCUUCGGAUUGUGGAGGCCAGGUGGGACCAUGGGCUCCCUGUCAGCUCUGUCCAUGCCUUCUUGGUCUUAACGUUCCAUUGAACUCUGUAACAAACUUGGCCCAGUCCUGCAGUGAGCCUGUACCUGCCUGUCCUCUGGACCAUUAUCAGAGCAAAUAGUUAAUAACUGACUAACAUCAGCCUUCUUGUAGGAAGGGAGAAGGACACUGGCAAGAAGGUGAUAGACUAGAGGGUGUUCACAGCGAAGGUGCCAGAACGCAGACUAGAUGUGGGAUAUACAAACCUGUUACAGUUCUGGAGCUGGUUUUUCUGCUGCAUCUUUGGGAACAGCUUAGAAAUGUUACUGUUGGUAAUUUGAAAUUUCCCUAAGGUCACACUAAAUCGUGCAAAAAUGAGUUCAGGAAUUACCUGGGGUUGUCUGCCCAACCACUGUGGGAAGGGUGCUGGAAAUGCAAGCUGCCCUUUGUGUGUCUGUAUUUUGUACCCUGCUCAAACCUGGAAUGCUGAGACACUGCUUCUGUUUGGUUCUCCCUCUCUUCCUCCCCCCCUCAAAUGACCUGGAACAGCAAGGCGAGCCCUGUCCUGCCGUGCUCUGAGGAAGGCAGAUGCUUCAGAAGGGGAUCCAGACUCCAGGCAGUUCCAUGUUCUUGGUGGGGAAAAGGCCAAGGCUGUGGCUCACAUCUGUGCUCCCCAGGAAGAGUGUGUGUGUAUUUGUGUAUUUAAUUUCUCACCUGUAUUUAACUGUGACAGCCCAGAACAGAUGCUCUAUUCCUUUAGUCUGUUGGAACUCACAUGAAGAGACUGGAAGCAUUAUAUGUGAUAUAAAAUACAUCAAAUUUAAGGUGGGUGAGGGGAGUAACUCCUCACUGCUCUGUGCUUCCUAAAAAAGGAUUCCAGUUAGGGAUCUCCCUGCUUCCUUUCAUCUCAUAAGCAGCUUCAUGUAUGCAUAGAGAGCUGUGGGGCAAACCCCACAAUGUCCUUGAAAAGUGUGGCUGUGGCUCACCUCCUCCCUCCUCUUUCUCAUUUAGGCAUGACGUGACUCUCCCAUCUGGGUGCCCCAGCUCUGCAGUAUUGGCUCCACCUGUAACCAGAGCCUUUCCUCAGAGGGAGGCCUGGCCCUGCCCACACCCUGCCGGGUUAGUGCUGUCUGGGGGUGGCUCACAGCAAGAGCUCCCUGUUUAAUGCUGCCAAACUUGUUUGUGUUUUGCACUUUCAGCAGUUCUCUUCUGGAACAGCCCUGAGGAGCCAUAUGCAUCACAGCCCGCAGUCACAGCAGCAGGGCUCCCCAGGAACACUCAUUACAAGGUGCUGUUCCCCAUACUCCCUCCAUAAGGUCCACAAGGGAUUUGGUGAAUCUAGGCUGUAGGUUCUUCAAGUGUGUCUUCUGUCAGUUGAGAUGCUCAGCACUAUUCUUCCCCUCAGGUCAGCCAUGGUGCAUGUACAGAGGCAAUUUCACUCUGCUCUGGAGAAGCUGCGAUCACUUGGAGAUGGUAAAUGAAGGUGUGAUGUUGAGAGGGAGCAGUCUGAGCACGGGCAGUGCAGUGCAGCAGAGCUCAGGGAAUCAGCUAGCAAGGUGAGCGGAAGCAGUGCAACAGGCACGGCCCCAGUGUGACACCGCACUGGGUCACUGGGGAUGGAGCUGAACCUCACUGCAGGUGAGCACUGAACAGUAACUCUUUUUGUCAAGUCCUCCCUUCCUACAGCCCCUACAGCUCCUGGUCCUGCUGAGCAGCUGCAAGGAGAGGUAAGUGUAAAACAACAUAACUUCCUCCUACACAAUCACAGAAACAAGCCAUCAGCAGUCAUCAAAGGGCUGGAAUCAGGACAGCACUGAAACAUCUCACUCCUAGAAGCCCUCCAUGAUUUCCAGUACGUUCAGAGACAUUAGAAUGGUUUUCCAGCAGAAAUACUGCUGAAUGCACUGCCUGGCUCUGUUCCUGUUCCUGCUUAGGUUUGUGAGCACCAAAGGGAAAUGCAAGACCUGAAGACUGCCCCAACAUGCGGUUGCCCUCUAGCGACCCACAAAGGUAUUAUUUAUGUUGCUGGGACUCUGCGCUAGCGGACACCCGCUGUCAUUGAGCUGGUGCGUGAAGGUCCUGGUGGGUUAUGUUCCUGUGUCUUGUGACUGGAAGAAAAGACUACAAAUGGAUUCACAUUAACAUAAAAAAGAGGGUGGGGACCGGUGGUCCUUUAAAACCGGGUUUUAUUUGUCUUCUCUGUUCUCUUAUGUGCAAUAGAAUCCUGCUGGUUUUCUGUCCACACAAAUCUAAAUAAAGGCACCAUAGGAAAAUAA